Messenger RNA from Alexandromys fortis (reed vole), 2593 nucleotides. RefSeq names its product transglutaminase 2 (gene Tgm2). The record is from RefSeq and is a predicted model, not a curated record. The transcript has 13 exons. Bases 133 to 1854 code for a protein of 573 amino acids. NCBI's taxonomy places the organism in Eukaryota, Metazoa, Chordata, Mammalia, Rodentia, Cricetidae. Gene Ontology annotation, biological process: peptide cross-linking. Gene Ontology annotation, molecular function: protein-glutamine gamma-glutamyltransferase activity. Gene Ontology annotation, cellular component: mitochondrion.
UCCGCCCCGCCCCACCCGGGCCCGCCCGGCCACGGGCUAUAAGUUCGCGCCGGGCGGCUGGCCCGCAGCACCGAGCUGGUGGUCCACGCCCGAGUGUCCUGUCGCGUCCUAGCUGUCUCCGCUAACCUAGCCAUGGCCGAGGAGCUGAUCCUGGAGAGGUGUGACUUGGAGAUACAGGCCAACGGCCGUGACCAUCACACGACUGACCUGUGCCACGAGAAGCUGGUCCUGCGGCGUGGCCAGCGCUUCCGGCUGACGCUGUAUUUUGAGGGCCGCGGCUAUGAGUCCAGCGUGGACAACCUUACCUUUAGUGCUGUGACUGGCCCAGUUCCCAGUGAAGAGACCGGGACCAAGGUCCGCUUCCCACUGUCUGAUGACGUUGAGGAGGGAUCCUGGACAGCCUCAGUGCUGGACCAACAGGACAACGUCCUCGCCCUGCAGCUCUGCACCCCAGCCAAUGCCCCGAUCGGCCAGUACCGCCUCGGCCUGGAGGCCUCUACUGGCUACCAAGGCUCCAGCUUCGUGCUGGGCCACUUCAUCCUGCUCUUCAAUGCCUGGUGCCCAGCGGACGAUGUGUACCUAAACUCAGAGGAGGAGCGACGGGAAUACGUCCUUGCCCAGCAGGGCUUCAUCUACCAGGGCUCUGUCAAGUUCAUCAAGAGUGUGCCUUGGAACUUUGGACAGUUUGAAGAUGGCAUCCUAGAGACCUGCCUGAUGCUCCUGGACAUGAACCCCAAAUUCCUGAAGGACCGUGCCCGGGACUGCUCACGCCGCAAAAGUCCCAUCUAUGUGGGCCGGGUGGUGAGCCGCAUGGUCAACUGCAAUGAUGACCAGGGUGUACUUCUGGGCCGAUGGGACAACAAUUAUGGGGAUGGUAUCAGUCCCAUGGCCUGGAUUGGCAGCGUGGACAUCCUGCGGCGCUGGAGGGAACAUAGCUGUCAGCAAGUGAAGUACGGGCAAUGCUGGGUGUUUGCGGCUGUAGCCUGCACAGUGCUGCGGUGCCUCGGCAUCCCCACCAGAGUGGUGACCAACUACUACUCAGCCCACGACCAGAACAGCAACCUGCUCAUUGAAUACUACCGGGAUGAGUUUGGGGAGCUGGAGAGCGGCAAGAGCGAGAUGAUCUGGAACUUCCACUGCUGGGUAGAGUCCUGGAUGACCAGGCCGGACCUGACGCCGGGCUACGAGGGGUGGCAGGCCAUUGACCCCACACCGCAGGAGAAGAGCGAAGGAACCUACUGCUGUGGCCCAGUCUCAGUGCGGGCCAUCAAGGAGGGUGACCUGAGCACCAAGUACGACGCACCCUUUGUGUUCGCCGAGGUCAAUGCUGAUGUGGUGGACUGGAUCCGGCAGGAAGAUGGGUCUGUGCACAAGUCCAUCAAUCGCUCCUUGAUCGUGGGGCAGAAGAUCAGCACAAAGAGCGUGGGCCGUGACGAGCGGGAGGACAUCACCCACACCUACAAGUACCCAGAAGGGUCGCCCGAGGAGAGAGAAGCCUUCACCAGGGCCAACCACCUGAACAAACUGGCCGAGAAGGAGGAGACUGGGGUGUCCAUGCGGAUCCGCGUGGGCGAGAGCAUGAGCAUGGGCAACGACUUUGACGUGUUCGCCCACAUCGGCAAUGACACCUCAGAGACCCGUGACUGUCGCCUCCUGCUCUGUGCCCGCACCGUCAGCUACAACGGGGUGCUGGGGCCCGAGUGCGGUGUUGAGAACCUCAGCCUGACCCUGGACCCCUACUCUGAGAAUAGCAUCCCCCUUCGCAUCCUCUACGAGAAAUACAAUGAGUACCUGACAGAAUCAAACCUCAUCAAGGUGCGGGGUCUUCUUGUCGAGCCAGCUUCCAACAGCUAAGUGCUGGCUGAGAGAGACAUCUACCUGGAGAAUCCGGAAAUCAAGAUCCGGAUGUUGGGGGAGCCCAAACAGAACCGCAAACUGGUGGCUGAGGUGUCCCUGAGGAACCCACUCUCAGAGUCCCUGAAUGACUGCGUCUUCACUGUGGAGGGGGCUGGCCUGACCAAGGAGCAUAAGUCUGUGGAAGUCUCAGACCCUGUGCCAGCAGGAGAAGUGGUCAAGGUGAGGGUCGACCUGUUCCCGACUGAAGUUGGCCUCCACAAGCUGGUGGUGAACUUCCAGUGUGACAAGCUGAAGUCUGUGAAGGGUUACCGGAACGUCAUCAUUGGCCCCGCCUAAGGGACCCCUUUACCCAGCUCCACCCCACCUGCUGCCAACCCUCAACUCAACCUGGUCUUAAUCCCGAGAUAAUGAGCAACUUCACCCCUUCAGGCUGACAUGGCUGCCUGGGGCUCUUUGGGAGGAAAUGUACUCCUAAUCCAUCCCAUUCCUCUGGUCUUGUUCCCCAUCUGUCCCCUUAGCUGUGAGGAAUGUUCUGUGCCAACACAGUCGGAACCCUGGCCUUGGCAGACCAGAGCCAGGGGAAGAGGAGAGCCAUUGCCAGCACCCUGUGUUGUUUGGACUGUCCCUAGAUCCUCAGAGCAAGCACAAAGGGAUGGCGAGUCCACUGGCUCAAUGAAGGAACCCAGCUGCCCUGGCCAUUGGUCUCUCACCCCCAGCCCCCCCCCCCCAAAGGGAA